Messenger RNA from Dermacentor albipictus, 2156 nucleotides. RefSeq lists its product as uncharacterized. The record is from RefSeq and is a predicted model, not a curated record. NCBI's taxonomy places the organism in Eukaryota, Metazoa, Arthropoda, Arachnida, Ixodida, Ixodidae.
UGUGGGAACGGGGCUCGAACCUGACUUUCGAACCAACCUGCGUCAUUGGGUAUCUGGCAGUGGGUAUGAGGCACUGUUAAACGAACCUCUUUGAUGCCAACUUGGAGCCCUGGGUGCGUCCUACUGUAGGCAAAUAUGGCCAAUUUCGACCAAUUACGACCAGGUGACGGGGCGCAGGUGAUGACCAAAAUGGCGCCGGCGGAGACCGUAUCCCCACCCUGCAAGUGGGCUUCGCAUCCAGGGGGCCUCCUCGGAAGUUGCACGUGAGGUCAACAUGAGUGCCACGACCAACUCGACCAGCCUGGUUGGCUGGGUGGGAGAGCCCGCACAGCUCACCUACAACAUCAGCACCCGAGUCGGCAUCAUAGUCGAGUGCACCAGGAACGCCGACCACGUCACCUCGUACUACGUUCUGGUUCCCGGCGAGGAGACGGUGCGGCUGAACCGCUCCAUCAGCAUCGGCUCGCUUAAGUUCCGCGACGCUGGUUUGUACACGUGCGAGGCCCGAGAGCCCGUGCCGGGAGGCGGUGAACCCGUGGUCGUGAACGUGUCGUGGACCCUGACCGUGGAGCGGCGUCCCCCCGCUUGCCUCGUCAACGAGUCGUGCACCGAGGUCCAGGGUCACAGCUGCUGGAGGGACCUGUGCACAUGCCGCUCCUCGGACAUGAGCUUCUUCUCCAAGAGGGGACACCGGCGGUGCCGCAUCGCCGGAGCGCUAAGCCUAACCGCCAGGGUCACUGCGCUUCCCCGCUCAGCGUUCGAUCUGCUCGAGAUCAGCUACUACCUGGUCACGUACGGCGACACCGUCGUCAGGUGGUACAGCGAUCGGGAGCGCGGCGGCCGGUCCAUCGCCAAGGUCAUGGUCGACUCUCCGCGCCGACAGUUCAGUGGCGCCAUCUACCUGCGUCGGCGGGAGUUCACACACGGCGGCACCGUCAACGUGACCGCGGUGCUGUCCGGCACGCCGACGUCGAAGUUGGUGCAGAUCGACGUGCCCAAGAGCACAUACCAGAUCGGCGACGUCUGUGAGGAGGACGCCGACUGCAGUAACGCCCAAGGGUUCUGCAUGAAGGGUCGUUGUUCAUGCACCGACAGCACGGGAAAGGACCACGGACGCCCCGUCGACGGCCAGUGCGUCGCAUCGUGCACUGAGCCCAAGGACUGUGACUCCGUGCAGCACAGCCACUGCUUCGGCGGCGUCUGCCAGUGCUUUGAGGGACUGCACCUGUACAACAGGAGCUGCGUACCGAACCGGUGCGGCAAGCACGUCUACUGCUCGGUGAACGAGACUUGCGUCUCCGGGCGCUGCUUCUGCCGACCGGGUUACAUGGUGCAGAACGGACGGUGCGUCCAGGCCGAGUGCUCCACGGACGCCGACUGCAUCUGGAAGAACACUGAGUGUUUUUCACGUCGAUGUGUGUGUCUCCCGGGAUACCGAAUAAUCGAGGGAGACUGCGAUCGAGAGUACUUCGGCAGCUGCAGUUUGGGCUGCACGUCGGUCCUCAAUAGCCAGUGUGGAAGCGGGGCCAUGUGCGUCUGCAGUCCCGGAUAUGUGUACCGCGCUGUUGGCGGAUACGAGACGUGCUCGCCCAUCGAGUGCCACCACGGCCUUGUGUGUCCUGGGCUGGGCGCAAGCUGCGUGGACUACGCUUGUGCGUGCACCGAUGGCAACCAAUCUGUCUCGUGCAGUGGCAAAACUGUACUGGCUGUCCUUUCGCUCAGGGAGGGCGGUUCAGCCAUAUUGUCCUUUUCCGAAGAAGAACCUCCCGCGUACGAGACUGUGCUGCUCCUCUGCGGCGGAGCGGUCGCCUUCAUCGCCGUCGGAGCCCUGCCCGUGCUCGUGUGGAGACACUUGGGACCGGGAAGGAAACUGCGACGCCCUCCGGCGGUGGGCUCCGUAGGCGUGGGACAGUAUCUCCUGGCGUGGCCGCAGCAUGCCGUGCCACUCGCUCCGGCGCCCGUAGUGCCGGAGCCCGCCGUUAGGGCGCCCAAAAGACGAUACCCGUUCGAAGCGCAAAACAUGUGAUGAUUAGGUUGAAAAUGAAAAUGGCUUUCUCGUAAGAUUUAGUAGGAAUUUCGACACCAAUUAGUUAUUCCGAGCUAUCGCUUGCUAUGAUUUGCGCAAGUUCCUUGCUAAUAAACUGCGAUUGAGUAUA